This is a messenger RNA of Lachancea mirantina, 831 nucleotides long. Lineage: Eukaryota; Fungi; Ascomycota; Saccharomycetes; Saccharomycetales; Saccharomycetaceae. The record is from the annotation of a GenBank genome assembly.
AUGCCAGGACGUCGUAAAAAUAUAGAACAAUUGAUGGAGCGAAAUCCAGACGCGAUUAUGAGGAUUUUGGAGCGAGAAGAAGGUAUAUUAGAGAUUGAAAUGGGAUCGGAUACUGGGAUGAUAGAUGUGCAUCGGAUGUUGAAAGAGGACUUACAUUUGCAAGAAGAGGUUUCAGGAGCUUUGGAGAAAUUCUAUGAACCGGGACACGCCUCCAAUGGUGGUGUUGUUGGCCAUGAAGAAGACGUAGAUGACGUUUACGACGCAGAUGAACAUAAAGCCAAGACAACAGAAGUACGAAAAAAUCGAGAAACUGGAGGCGUUGUGCAAGAAGUAGUACCACCGGAGAAUUUCAGUCAUGUCGUUGGUGAAAUUUACCGAUCAAGUUUUCCAAGGCCUGAGAAUUUCGAUUUUUUAGAAAAUCGGAUCAAGCUCAAAUCGAUACUAGUGCUUAUUCCAGAGGAUUAUCCUCGUGAAAACCUGGAAUUUAUGGAACGGGCUGGAAUUCGAUUGUUUCAGGUCGGGAUGAGUGGCAACAAAGAACCAUUUGUCAAUAUUCCGUCUGAUUUGAUCACAGAUGCACUUGAAGUGGCAAUGAACCCGGAAAACCAUCCUAUCUUGAUUCAUUGCAAUCGAGGCAAACAUCGGACCGGGUGUCUAGUGGGUUGCAUCCGUAAAUUGCAGAAUUGGUCCUUGACAAUGAUUUUUGACGAAUAUCGUAGGUUUGCGUUCCCGAAAGCGCGCGCGCUGGACCAACAGUUCAUUGAAAUGUACGACGAUAACACUAUCAAGGGUACUGCGGCCAAGCAUCGUUGGAUUCCUAUAAGCUGGUGA